AUGACUUGCUUGUACGGAGACGUACUGAGUUUAAAGCAGCUGUUGAGGGUCGACAAUAUCGUGAAUGCUGUCAGUUUUCAAACGAAUAACAAUAAUAUAUUUGCCCUGGUACUCAGCAGCAACGAUCUCAUAAUUUAUUGUGAUCUUGUUCCUCCAUCGCUUAAAUGGUUGCCUUGGCCCAAAGAUGAUGGGAAGAAAAUUGUUGCCUUGGCAUUCAAAUCCACUAGUGAAAAACUCCUUGUAUGCGGGUUUGAUUGCACUUUAUAUUUGGUAUUUGUUCGUGAAAUUUUUGAACCAAGAGAAGGAGAUCGAAGAAAUAAGGUAAAAAUUAUAAGACCAGCUCCCGGGGAACCUACUAGUUCCUUAAAUCCAACCGCGAUUACUUGGUGGACUCCUAUAGUUCCUACGUAUUCAAGUGAUAUUGGUAUUGUCGGCGGAAAUAUAGGAGAAAUUGUUUUUGUUAAUCUCCGUACUGGAGCUUGUCUUGGAUCUACUUGUGUCAAAUGUUGUAUAAAAUCUCUAGAAAUAUUAAAUGAAUUAUGUUCCAAUACAGUUUGGUUGAUUAUAAUCAGUAGUAAUGGAGAUCGUUGGAAACUAUUGCUUGAAAGUUUAGACAUUGGAUACUGUUGGCUAAAUCCUAAACCACAUAGUGUACAUGAUAAAACAACUAAGCCAACUAAUUCAUUGAAUAUUGAAACAAUUGUACCUGUUAUAUCAAAUUUUCCUUCUACACGUGCUCGAUUAUUGGGAUUACGACAAUUAUUUAUAGAAAAAUUAUCUGCACCAAAAAAACAAAGAUCUGUGAUCAAUUGUGUUCAAAGUGUGCCAAAUGAAGUAAAACAUCCAAAACGAAGUUUUUCAUCUGAUGCAAUCGCGUCUGGGUGUUCUUGUCCUAGUACUGGCCCAUCACCUGAGCCUAUUGCUAGUGUGGUUGACAUGAAGUCUAAUGUACAAAGUCAUCGUGGUAAACAAACUAUUGUCAGCUUUUGUUCUAAUCAUAUUUUGGUACACGCUUCUGGAUUUAACACUAAUCAACCUUUGGUCUACAAGUUGUUUAGAGGAGGGGAAAUCGAGAAGUUUUUAUAUACAGAUCAAUUUAUAUUUACUUCGCAAAAUGGUGGUACCAAAUUGAGUGUUUACUCAUCAAAUCUUUGCCAACUUAAAAGUGAUAUGGAAGAUGACAAAGAAAAAAGCCUGUUAGGUACUUUUAAUUUUGACAAAGGAGAAUUAAUUUUGGAUAUGUUUAGAGUGUUGGGGCGAAAAACAAAGGAAAGUUUAGAUGUUUCUCAAAGUGUUUCUCCCAAAAAUAAAAAUCGUUCCUCAACCAUUAAAAAAAAAAGGUGUGAUCGACAACAUGCCCGAAAAGAUAAUACUGUAUCUGAAUUAUGUGCAAUAGUUACUAAUUGUACAUUAUAUUAUUUGAAUUUAAGCAUUAAACCAGAAGAGAUAAUAUUUAAAAACGUUAUGGCUGGUGCUUUAGAACAUGCAAAUAAUUUGUCAGAAGCAUUUGAUGUUGAUAUACGACCUAUAUUGGAAAGAGCAGCUGAUCAACAGCUUAGUGCUAGAAAAUUUGAAGAAGCUACUCUACUUUAUCGACUGUCAAAGACAAAUCCAUUAAAACGUGUUCUUAGAUUGGCUUCUUCUGGAAAUACAGACAAAGUUGUUCUUUUUGUUAGUACACUUUUAGAACAAGCACAUCCAAGAGAUCUCACUGCUUUGGAAAGGUUACAUAUUUCAAAUUUAGCUGUAAUGAGCUAUACAGAGCAAUUAUUACGUGCUACCAGUCGAGAAAAAACAAGACUAGAAGCUAAAUUUUUGCGUUUAUUAUCAGAAAACAAUCAUUAUGAUGAAGUUUUAUGCGUCAAUAUUGUUGGUCAAAGUCGUUUAUGCAAUGUUUUGAGAUUUUUAGCAGUUGAAAGAGGAUUGCACAAUGAAGUUAUUACAGUAUUAGUCAGUUUAAUGAAUCAACAAUCUACUGAUAGUCAAUACUUGCACUUAACAGAAGGAUUUUGGGAUUUGGUGUCAGAAUCAAUUUUUACAGAAGUGUUGGUCGCCUGUAAUAAAUUUACAACACUUCAUUCUAAGUUUAUACAGACAAAUUUGCAUAAUGUGCCUCAUGAUGUUCUUUUGAAACUUAAAACACUUUACGACCCAACCAACCCAGCCUUACGACCAAUAUUACGUAAGGUAUUUCAAUUUAAAAAUGAAAGCGAGUCUAUAUCUGAACAAGAUAAUAACCUCAAUUAUUCUAUUAAAGAAUGGUUAACCACUUACCUAAUGAUAAUAUCCAGACUAUCUUCAAAUCAAUAUUCAGAUAAUUUUGUAGAAUCAGUGUCAUAUUCUCACCAACCUAUUUCUAAUGUCUCUGAUUCUGAAAAUGAGAUAGAACAUAAGUCUAGUCUUGGAGCUGGUUGGGCUCAUGCAGCUCAUAUACGUAACCAUAAACUUUAUACAUGGGGACAUUCAUCAUACGGUUGUUUGGGUGUUGGACCACAUAUGACUAAAACUGCUACUCCAAAUCCAGUCUCUUGGUUUGUUUACAUACGUGUGGAAGUUAUUCAAGUGGCAUGUGGUCGAAAUCAUUCAAUAGCUCUCACUACAAAUGGAGUCUAUUCUUGGGGAUCAAAUCAUUAUGGUCAAUUGGGUACUGGCCGCCGUGGUCAAGCUCCGUAUCCAAUGUUAGUGGAUAGUUUAUCUAACGAAUUGAUAGUAAGUGUUUCCGCUGGCCAAUAUCAUUCUUUAGCCAUUUCUGCAAGUGGAAAAUUGUGGACAUGGGGUUGGGGUGUUUAUGGUCAACUAGGUCAUGGAGCUAUUGACGACUGUGAAAAACCAAAACUAUUGAAGGCCUUAGAAAAUGAAAAUAUUAUUAGUGCAUAUGGAGGUUAUUCACAUAGUAUUAUUCUUACAAGCAAUGGAAAAGUUUUCACUUUUGGUUCUGGUUCAUUUGGUCAGUUAGGUAAUGGUAGCACAACAAAAAUUACUAGUCCAGUACCAGUUUAUGGACUCCCUGAACCAAUUAAGUGUAUUUAUACAGCUUAUUUUCAUAAUUUAGCCUUGAGCGAUGUUGGUCGUUUAUAUACAUGGGGUAGUAGUCCACAAGUACUUCGGUUUCAUGCACAAUCACAAAAACGAGCUAGAAAUCAACUAGUGUUAAAUGAAGGUGAUCAAGCGGACGAUGCAGAAAUUGAUGCUUUGACUGCUGAUGAUGGCUUAUUACAUUUAAGUCCAACACUUGUGGAUACAUCCCAUAUUUCUGGAGACAUUUUUCAAAUGUGUUGUGGCUGUCACCAUUCAGCUGUUAUUAGUACAACUGGACAAUUAUAUACUUGGGGACUUAAUUUAGAUGGACAAUUAGGUGUAUCAGGUAUACGUGAGAGACUCGUUCCAACAGUAACAUUAGUUGGUCCACCUUCAGUUAUAGUAGACUCAUCAUCAACUAGUGGCUCACUAAUAAAAGAAGUUAGGUGUGGAGCUGAUUUUACAUUAGCUUUAGAUGCAGCUAAUAAACUUUGGGGCUGGGGUAGUAAUCAUGAAGGACAAUUAGGUAAAAUUCCAGAAGAAGACUUGGCCAAGACAUUAUUAGAUGGUAAAAUGGUCAUGAUAAAAUCAACUAAUAAAGUAAUUAAAAUCCAACAUGGCACUGUAAAUAAGUUGGACUCUCCAAUUGAAAUAUUAUUGCCUCAAUUAAGAUUUUCAUUUUCCAACAUCAAAGAUAUACUUUCAAUUCAGGUUAAACGUCGUAUUAAUUUUCCCGGUUUACCUUCAUUUGAGUGCCUUCUUGAAAACCUGAAUUGUGUAUCCAGUUUAUAUGGUAUAGAUUAUUUGUUACAUUAUGCAAUAGAGUGGUUUUAUCCUUAUUAUAAUAUUUCUCCUGUCGUCUCAAUGUGUCUUGAAAUUAAAAACCAUCAAGCAAUUAGCAAAAUUCGAUUGAUAAAUAAUGAACCUUCUACAGCAUUGUUUCAUCAAUUUGAAGCAUUUGUAGAAACAAGAAACUAUGGAGAAAUGUUUGGAUUUAAUGUAGAAGGUGGUCAUGAAGAACGGGCUUCAACUCCUCUUACACCAUCUGAAGGCUUCACUAUUAACCUUGAAGAAGGGGAGCUAUUAACUUCUCUACCAGAAUCGUUUGCACUGCGAACGGCCACUGAGGAAACCAUUAUAAAAGAAUGGCCUGGAGUUACUAAACUUUCUCAGAUGUUUGAUUAUUAUUUCAAAUUCCUACUAAAAGAUAAUUUGGUUUCAUUUUUGCAUGAAUAUCUUACAUACUGGUUGACUAAGUCUUUCCCAGUUGAUGCUUUAGAACAAUUAUUAAUGGAUAGAUGGGAUCAACUCAAUCAUUCAUUGGGAAUUCUGUUACUAUGUAACAAUGACGUAUCAAAAGCAUGUGACCUUCAUGAGUUGAAUAUAAAAAUUAUGGAACCUAAAAAGAUUUUGAGAUGUUUUUCUGUGAAUUUUUGUAUGGAACUAUGUUCAUCUGUUUCAAAAAACAUACAAACCAAAUCUGAAGAUCAAAGAGACUUUAUACAAUUAUUGGCCACUGUUACUAAUUCACCAGGUUCUGCAUGGAUUGAACCAGUAUCAGAAACUGAAACUGAAGAUUUACUAAACCGUUCAGUACAAGCACUUAAUACUGAUCAACAGCAACCAUUUAUGCACUUAGAGUUUCAAGACACGGAAAUUUUGGGAAACACAUUAUUAGCAUACUCUUGUGGCCAUCGUUAUUUAUCAAAUGAACAAUUUAAUAUAGAUUCUCAACAGGUUGUUGCUCGUUUAGAUAAUUUACCCAAUACUGCUGUAGCUGUACAAUCAGUUCUACAAGAUAUUAGUAAUUCAGCUUGUCCAAAUUGUGUAUAUGAACAAAUAAAUAAUCUUAUUCAAAGAGAUUAA
Molecule: messenger RNA, 4884 nt
Organism: Macrosiphum euphorbiae (potato aphid)
Lineage: Eukaryota; Metazoa; Arthropoda; Insecta; Hemiptera; Aphididae
Source: the annotation of a GenBank genome assembly